This is a messenger RNA of Prunus mume (Japanese apricot), 2179 nucleotides long. It is a transcript of the gene RH39, whose product is annotated as RH39. NCBI's taxonomy places the organism in Eukaryota, Viridiplantae, Streptophyta, Magnoliopsida, Rosales, Rosaceae. The record is from RefSeq and is a predicted model, not a curated record. Gene Ontology annotation, molecular function: ATP binding; RNA helicase activity; nucleic acid binding.
AUCAUCGGGGGACUAUGAAAGGGUUUUUUCACAAACUCAGACAUAAACCGCAGAGAUAAGAAAAUACGCCAUCCAUCAUUUCUGAGAAAACUGAAAAAUUACAUUGCAAGGAAAAAGCCAUGGGAGGAGUAGCAAGGACCCUUCUCACUUUCUCUCUCUCCUCAAACCUCCUCUCUCUAUCACGCCUCCCAGCAGCCAAACGCUUCUCUCUUAUAAAACUGCCAAAAACCACCAGGGUUUUAACAAGGUUUAGGCCUCUUUGCACCGCCACAACCACAACCAUUUCUAUCCCUGAAAGUGCCAUUGAAGCUGAAGAACAAGAAACCCAACCCUUGAAGCACUCAUUGCUUCUUGAGAAGCUGAGACUCAGGCACCUCAAAAGCUCUGCUAAACCACAAACCAAAACAAGCGCAAAUCCAAAUGGGCCUGCCCAGAGAGAGAGUGAGGAUGGGUUGGGUAAGCCAGAGAAUAAGAAGAAGAGGGAGGUUGAGAAUUUUGGGGGAUCGGGUCUGACUGAGGAGGUCUUGGCGGCUGUGAGAGAGAUGGGUAUUGAGGUUCCUACUGAAAUUCAGUGUAUUGGAAUCCCAGCUGUGCUGGAAGGGAAAACUGUGGUCUUGGGUUCUCAUACCGGCUCUGGCAAGACUCUGGCUUACAUGUUGCCUCUUGCCCAGCUGUUGAGAAGGGACGAGGCAGAAAAUGGGAUUCAAAUGAAGCCCAGGCGUCCUCGAGCUGUUGUGCUAUGCCCCACAAGGGAGCUAUCUGAGCAGGUCUUUCGUGUUUCCAAGUUUGUCAGUCAUCAUGCAAGAUUCAGGUCUACUAUGGUAAGCGGUGGAGGGCGGUUGAGACCCCAGGAGGAUUCAUUGAAUAACCCAAUUGAAAUGGUAGUCGGGACCCCUGGUAGGGUUCUUCAACAUAUUGAGGAUGGCAACUUGGUUUACGGUGACAUCAAAUAUGUGGUGUUGGAUGAGGCAGACACCAUGUUUGAUCGUGGUUUUGGUCCAGACAUUCGCAAGUUUCUUGUCCCCUUAAAACAUCGUGCAUCAAAACCUGAUGGUCAAGGGUUCCAAACUGUUUUGGUCUCUGCAACAAUGACAAAGGCAGUGCAAACCCUGAUUGAUGAGGAGUUUCAAGGAAUAUUGCAUUUGCGCACAUCCUCACUGCAUAAAAAGAUUGCAUCUGCUCGACACGAUUUCAUUAAGCUUUCAGGUUCUGAGAACAAGCUGGAAGCAUUGUUACAGGUUCUUGAGCCAAGUUUGGCAAAGGGAAAUAGAGUGAUGGUGUUCUGUAACACAUUAAGUUCCAGCCGUGCUGUGGAUCACUUUCUCAAUGAAAAUCAGAUCUCGACUGUGAAUUACCAUGGUGAGGUGCCAGCAGAACAAAGGGUUGAAAACCUCAAAAAGUUUAAGAGUGACGAUGGAGAUUGCCCCACAUUAGUCUGCACAGACCUGGCUGCAAGGGGACUGGACUUGGAUGUAGACCACGUUAUCAUGUUUGAUUUUCCCUUGAACUCUAUUGACUACCUUCAUCGUACUGGAAGAACUGCUCGUAUGGGUGCAAAAGGGAAAGUGACAAGUUUGGUUGCGAAGAAGAAUCUUAUGUUGGCGAAUCGAAUUGAGGAGGCAAUAAAGAAGAAUGAAAGCUUAGAAUCGCUCAGUGUAGAUAGUGUCCAGAGGGACAUUGCCCGUUCCCGAAUUGCUCCACUGAAAGGAAACUUGGUAAGAGUCUCAAAUCAGAAAAAUAAGAGCAGGUCAGCAUCUGCUCCUGCAAAAUUCGGAAAAGCAUCUUUUCAGGCAUCAAAGUCGGUAAAGCCUUCCAAUGCAAGCACCUCAAGAAAAGCUUCUUCCAGUGCAAGCAGCUCGAGAAAAGCUUCUUCCAGUCCAAGCAACUCAAGAAAAGCUUCUUCCAGUGGGAAGAGGCAACCAGAAAGCAGAAGAUCGAGUGUAGUUAAAUCAACAGCUUCGAAGUUAAGCGUUGUUGGGUUUAGGGGACGGGCUUCUUGGUCUGACAAGAGAGAAUCAGUGGCGUCCAGCUGAUUGUAGUCGAACUUUUGGAUCAAGUUUGCAAUUAAUCGCCCUUUUCAGAGUUGCGCCUCUAUAAAAUGUGCAUAUUAAAAUGUUUUGUAAUAUUAAAUCUUUAAUGCUUUAAUUUGCAAAAGAAAAGAAAAAAAAUGAUAUUCUUC